Oryctolagus cuniculus (rabbit) is the source of this 4319-nucleotide messenger RNA. NCBI's taxonomy places the organism in Eukaryota, Metazoa, Chordata, Mammalia, Lagomorpha, Leporidae. The record is from RefSeq and is a predicted model, not a curated record.
CUGGGCUUCUGUUCUCAGUGCUAACGCAGGCCCCGGUCAAGAUUAAGGUCGAGAGACUCGGAAGCUCUCCCACCUGCCUGGAACGCAGAUGCUGCCAGCGCGGGAAGGAGAGGCACCAGCUUCCAGGGAAGGUGAAAGGGCCCGGCCGCCGCCAUGUCGGGCCCGUUCGAGCUCUCGGUGCAAGAUCUCAACGACCUGCUCUCGGACGGCAGCGGCUGCUACAGCCUCCCGAGCCAGCCGUGCAACGAGGUCACCCCGAGGAUCUACGUCGGCAACGCGUCUGUGGCUCAGGACAUCCCCAAGCUGCAGAAGCUGGGCAUCACCCACGUCCUGAACGCCGCCGAGGGCCGGUCCUUCAUGCAUGUCAACACCAACGCCAACUUCUACCAGGACUCCGGCAUCACCUACCUGGGCAUCAAGGCCAACGACACCCAGGAGUUCAACCUCAGCGCCUACUUUGAAAGGGCUGCAGACUUCAUAGACCAGGCGUUGGCUCAAAAGAACGGCCGGGUGCUCGUCCACUGCCGCGAGGGUUACAGCCGCUCCCCGACCCUGGUCAUCGCGUACCUCAUGAUGCGACACAAGAUGGACGUCAGGUCUGCCCUGAGCGUCGUGCGGCAGAACCGUGAGAUCGGCCCCAACGACGGCUUCCUGGCCCAGCUCUGCCAGCUCAACGACAGACUGGCCAAGGAGGGGAAGCUGAAACUCUAGGGCGCCCCCUUCUGCCUCUGCUCCGGAGGUGCACCCGGGGAGGCCCCGGCGGAGGACGGCCGCGCCGCCACGUUUAGGACCCACAGUGUUCCCCGCUCCCCGCGUCACAAGGCACUUGCCCACGCGUCCGUCCCAGCACAGCCCGGGGCCGCUGCCCCCAGGAGCACGUCAAGAAGCCUGCCGAAGAGGGCGGUCUCGCUCCCUGGUCGUCCUGUCCCGUAAUUCACGGUGUCCUCUCCCUGAGCCGGGACCCAGGAAGGCCUGUGCGCGCCGCCCCGUGGCGCAGGGCAGGAGGCGGGGACCUCAGCCCCUUGUGCCCUAGUCCGCGGGCGGUGCCAGCGCAGGCCCCGGCGUCCCGGCCACGUCUGUCCCCCCGCGGUCCUCUCAGCCUUCCACUUCCGCUCGGAGCGGAGCGGCCAUACCUGCUGCUGGGUGGAAGCGGCCGCCAAGACUGUGUUUGGAUGUCUUCCUUAGGGUUACAGGUGCCCCAGAGGCCCCUGGGUGGGCCAGCCGUUUCUCCCGGAGGACGCGCCCCCGGCCCCGGGGCUCGCCAGCGGUGCCUCUCUGGGAAGCCCCAGUUGGCCGUGCGCUGCUGCCAGCUGUCCGCCUCGGCGGGCUCGCGCCUGCUGGAAGAGCAGGGGCCUUGGGCGUGGUGUUUUGAAAGCGGGGUGUUGAAGUCCAGUCUAUUUCAAAACCGCACCAUUUGGAGAAUUACAAGUGUUUUGUCCUGAAUGACGGCGUUGGGCGGCUCGGGAGCUCACGCCGGCUGCUCGGCGUCUCCGUUGCUAUUCCAGGCCCUGGAGGAGGCAGUUGGCCAGUGACGGUGGGGAGGGAGGGUUGUGAGCCGGGGGUGCCUUCUGAAACGCAGCCCUGGGAUGAGCAGGCUUCCGGUGGCCCUGAUGGUGCCAGGCCAGUGCGGGAGCCCCGGUGGGACUCAGCCGGGCAGGACGGAGGCAUCCUCUUCGUGCCUGUGCUGGAUGCAAAGUGAGAGAAAGACCAUGUUUACUGACAGUGAGGGUGAUGUCGGGGUGCACAGGUGCUCCGGUGUGUGUGCUCUGCUGUGGACACAUCUUGUGGGGUGUGGCCGUCACUGGGACGUGCUGCUGUUCGUCUCUGGGUCACUCUGGGUAGUGCUGGGGGUGGGGGGAGGUUCUCAGCCACAGUCCCAGCAAGCGAGCACAGAAGUGUUUGAUCAAAGGUUAGGGACUGAACCUCCUUAUUUAUGCACCAAAUAUGUAGUGUGGUCUGUGUGGGUGAGCCAGGCUGCCAGAGGCCUGGCCCCGUGUGAGGACACGGGCAGGAUCUGUGCAGGUGUCUCCUGCAGGGGAGGCGCCAUCAGGGACUUUUGUCGCGCGUGUCAAUUUAAAUUCAGGUAGUGUUAAUAUGUGGAUGUAAGGAAUGUGCCUUUCUGGGAGUUGCACAGCUGGGUGGUCACUGACCCCUCUCCCCUGAGCUGCCCAGGUAGCCCCACCUCCGUGAAAUGACUGUCCAUGGACCUGUGCCGUGCUUUCCAGCUUUGGGGGGCUUCGCUGCCCCACCCACGUGGCCUGCAGUGGUGGAGCGGACUCACGUGUUGUUAAUAGGAAGGAAAGCACUUGGAGGUCAGGAUGGCCAAGGGCAGGGCUCCCAGGGUCGCUGGGCUCUUUGUUAAGGCAGAGGCAAGACGCCAGGGCUGCCCUUCCAGACGCUGGUUCUUUCUCAGCACAGCCCUUCAGCAGGAGCCCCUGGAGCCGGAGCUGUGGCGCGGAGGUGUCACUGCUGCUUGGGGCGCUCACACCCGCGUCGGAGUGCUGGUGCGGGUCCUGGCCCUUCUGCCUCUGACCCAGCUUCCUGCCGAUGUGUCUUGGACGGCAGCAGAUGACAACUAAAGCACUCGAGGCCCUGCUACCCAUGCAGGAGACCUGGAUGGAAGUUCAAGGCUCCUGGCUUUGUCCUGGCCCAGCCCUGGCUGUUUCAUGCAUUUGGGGAGUGAACCAGCAGAUAGAUGAUCUAUCUCUUGCUCUGUCAUUCUGCCUUUCAGGUAGAUGCAAAUAAAUAAAACACUUUUUUUUGAAAUCUUUUUUUUUUUUUUUUUAGUUAGAGACAGAGAGAAAGGUCUUCCUUCCAUUGGUUCACCCCCCAAAUGGCCACCAUGGCUGGAGCUGCGCCGAUCCGAAGCCAGGAGCCAGGUGCUUCCUCCUGGUCUCCCAUGCAGGUGCAGGGCCCAAGCCCCUGGGCCAUCCUCCACUGCCUUCCCAGGCCACAGCAGAGAGCUGGACUGGAAGAGGAGCAACUAGGACUAGAACCCGGCACCCAUAUGGGAUGCCGGCGCCACAGGUGGAGGAUUAACCAAGUGAGCCACGGCGCCGGCCCAAUAAAACAUUUUAAAAGAAAAACGAGCUGCCCCCUGCCCCAUGCCCAGGAGAGUCCAGGUGCACUGCACGUGCCCUCCUGGCCCCGCUGACAGGGCUAGAACAUGCGGCUGCUCUUACAGGUGUCAGGCAGCAUCCCUACAUCACAGCCUGCCGCUCUGCUCCUGGAAGAGGUGCAGGUGCUGUGCCUCCCAUCUCACGCCCCGGCAUUGGUCGCCUCACAGGACAGCCGUGGCUACCUAGUGAACGGAGCAGCAUGGUGUGGCCAGUUAACCAAGGGAGGGCCCCUGAAGGCCUCUCUGUGGGCGCAUGAGGAUGCUAACUUGGGAUUUCUUAGUGGUCUGUGUCCCAGGAACCUUACCCUUUCUUUUUGAGAUUUAUUUUUAACUCCCCGUAAAAUGAACGUCUGUAGUCUAAGAGCCAAUGCCUGCCCAGCUGAGUGGGAGCUGUUCCUGGGCAGCUCUCUACCCACUGGGGAUGCAAUGGGAUAGGAACUCAGGGUGCCCUUACCCCCUCCCUACCCCUGACCCCCGUCUGCGACCCAACAGAGCCCCACCCAGGCGAAUUAGAACACCAAGUGGUUGUCUUCUCUAUCUUAAAGCAGCUCCCCUGCCACUGAGUUAGCUUGAGAGCAGAAGCCCACUGCCUGUCAAAUGAGGGAGCUCGCCCAGAAGACCUCAAGGGCCCCUUUUGGCUCUGACACUGUACGGGUCUGUUAGAAUCCCACUUGGAUUUAGCAUCGUCUGCAAAGUAUAGGAUGUGCUAGGAAUAAUAAUAUUAUGGCCAGCAGGUGGCGCUGCGCUCCGCCCGUGGCAAUGGAAGGAUGGGAAGUGGAAUGUUGGUGCCUUUUGUGUUCCCAGUUCGUGCUAAGAUGCUAACAAUGUCCAGAUGCUAAUGUUUUAAUCAAAAUAAGCACUUGUCUUAAAUACGAGGAUAUGGGCUUUUCUUGCAGGGAAUCUUCUUUGCCAUAAAACUGGUGUCAGGAAUCACUGAAGAGCACAGAGCUGGUCCUCUCCCGAGGGGAGACUGAGGCCGUCCCGGGUGCGUCAAGCAGAUGGGCUGCAAGUUCCACUUUAGGACCUGUUGCCUCCUGCUCGCUUUGGGGGUAAUAUGAUCGUGAGAGCGUGAUUUUCUGGACAGAAAAAGGGAAGAUAUGAAAAUGAUUUUUUUAAAGACAAGUUUAAUGUCUGCUGUAUCGCGAAUCAGUGUUAAAACACUAAGGUUGUAACCAAAAUAAAUGUCUUACAUGAUCAAGAA